Messenger RNA from Petromyzon marinus (sea lamprey), 7236 nucleotides. Lineage: Eukaryota; Metazoa; Chordata; Hyperoartia; Petromyzontiformes; Petromyzontidae. The record is from RefSeq and is a predicted model, not a curated record.
UAUUAACAGUGCCACACCUCACACACACGACGUGAGAUUGUUCAAUGUGUGUCCGUGGUGAUUGUAAUUUUGUUUUCCUCCCAAGGUCUCGCUAAAUUGAGCACCGCUUGGUGAGACGGUUCCACUUGGUUUUUAAGGAGAGCAGUGGGGGGGGGGGGGGUUACUCUGGGAUGUACUGGUUCCCGUCUUAAGACUGUGGAAGCUGUGGUGCUUGACACGGGAAUGCUGUAUCUGAAAACGGAUACUGCUGUGGGUCGGCACAAUAUCAUGGCAGGUCCACCUGUGCCAAUAAAUACAUGCCAAAAGGUAGAAAUUAUAUUUUUUGUUGACAAGCCAAGACUAGGGGUCAUGGGUGGUCAUAAUAAUAAUAUAUUAGACUAAAUUAACACAUUCUUAGACUCCAAUUCAUCUGUAAGUUUGAUCCAUUGACAAUAUCUCGUCUGUUUCCAUAACAGUACGAUUACUGUAACAAUUCUAGACCAGUUUACCCACCAAAAUACAGGAUAUCCUUAAUGGACCACAAUAUAGGCUUACAUUUUCACUUCAAACGGUAGUUUUAACUCAACUGCAUUUUUAUAAUUGAUCACAGUCGUUUAAUCGCUAUCACUCAUUGCAAAUAAACACCGCUAGCUUUGCUUAUUCUGAGGUCAUGACUUUACCUGCUAUGUAAAAAAAUAGGAAUCCCGCAACUGUUAUAGGCAGGUCACAUUGGGGUCACGACUCAACUGGACACAGUGGCAUACCGUUAAGCUUGCACUUAUAUCGAUUUCAUUCAUGACCUCCGCCCACCCCCGUUUUCUAAAAAGCGUCUCCACCAGCUUGCAGGAAACCUGAGCCCACUGUGGCCUCACGUGAUUCUUGUUUUGCUUGAGAGUGUGAUAUUGUAUACAGGCUGAAGCAGAGGUUUGAGGAAAUCUCGUUUAUGGUUCUUGAGAUAGAAAUGGUCCGUGGAUAUGCUUCGUGAGUCUUAUGAUUGGUCGCUACGUUGUGACAACUUGGGCACCUGAGUGCGUUACUGUGUAUGGUGGGCUUGAGGUGAGAUGAGAGAAGUGUAAGGUAAACAUUGUUUAGUUUGAUUAUAGAUGCAAGUAAUAGAAGUGAUACAAAUGUACAAUGUAUGUUUGAGAUAUUUGCCUUCAAGCACAAGGCAGUAUAGGUAUUAAACAAUCUUGACACGAUUGACCUUUAGCUCGUCGUAAUGUGGCCCUGUGUUGGUAUGAUUCUCUUAUUCUUUGGCCCAAGAUAAUUGUUUCUCAUUGACCUUCAAAGCAAGGAUAUUUAACCGUUAGCAUCAAAUUCUCCAUAAAGGGUUAAAAGUCUACUACAAAACAAAUUGUAUAUAUUGUACCCUGAGUCAUUAGAACAUUUAAAUUAUAAAACAAGCAUGUUUUGUGCAAUAUCAAAAGUUUAGCAUUUCUAAUCACCAUCAUUCGUGUAUACAUUGUAUUUGCGUUAUACAUGGGUUAUCAUAGGCUGCUUGACUAAACUGUGAACACCAGCUAAAAUCUAUCUUUUACUCUUUUUUACAACACACAGAUCACCAUUUCCUGCCACAAUGGUUCUGGACGAGCUAACCAGUGCAGCAAAUGCAUUCAACAUUUUCUCACAGCAAGACCUCACUGUCAACAGCCCAGCCACCACAUUGCGAAUUCUCAUGUUUAUGGAAGAACAAUUACAGAUCACUAUGGUGUAUGGUAUCCUUAUUGGUGCUGCAGUGGCUUUGCUCGUAAUUGCUGUGGUCAUUUUCUUUGUCUACAAAAAACUCAAGCAGAGAUACCUUCAAAGGCAAGAUGUUCCAAGGUAUAGAUUUCGCAAGAGAGACAAAGUCAUGUUUUAUGGGCGCAAGAUCAUGAGGAAGAUGUCUCAGUCAACCUCCGCACUGGUGGAGAAUGCUACGACAAGCACACAGAGGAGUCGUCUCAGAAAAAGACAGAAGGUCCUCAAUUUGGCGAAAAAUGGAAUGAAAAGAAUAUUGCGCUUUAAAAAGGAGCUGCCAACGCUACAGCCGAAGGAACCACCGCCAGCUUUGCUAGAGGCUGACCUGAGUGAGUACGAGGUAUCUGACUCAAGGCUGCCCUCCGAGGUCCUCUACAUGCUGAAGAACGUACGGGUGCUUGGUCACUUUGAGAAGCCCCUUUUCUUGGAGCUGUGCAAGCACAUGGUGUUUGUGAAGUUCCAUGAAGGAGAGCACAUCUUCCGGCCAGGGCAGCCGGAUGACUCCAUAUACGUACUGCAGGAUGGCCUGUUGGAAGUGUGCAUCACCGAGAGUGAUGGAACAGAGGCUGUGGUCAAGGAGGUACACCCAGGGGACAGCGUGCACAGUCUGCUCAGCAUUCUGGACGUAAUCACAGGUUACCCAGCACCUUACAAGACAGUGUCCGCCCGGGCAGCUGUUAACUCAACGGUUCUUCGUCUUCCGGCAGAAGCCUUCCAGUCCGUCUUCCAGAAGUACCCAGAGACCCUCGUCCGAGUUGUGCAGAUUAUUAUGGUGCGCUUACAACGAGUGACUUUCCUGGCUCUUCACAACUACUUAGGGCUCACGAACGAGCUCUUCAGUGCAGAAUGUAAAAAGAUGCCAAAAAAGGAGAGUCAAGCCAUCCCGCUGUCUAACCUGGGCAGCCUGUCUCCGAAGGCCAGUCCGGUGAGGUAUGGCAAGCGUGGCUCUGUCACCUCGCUGGGGACAGUAUCCGAACAGCCCAACAAGUCUUCCGAGCCCCAGCCCACACCAGCUGGCUCAGAGGGUGCAAAAAAUGCUGCUCAAGAGCGCAAUAGUCGCUUAAACUUAAGUCGUUCCAUUUCCAUGCCUGUGGAUAUCACAAGCACAGAUCACAAUCCCUCCAGUCCUUCCGCUUGCCCAUCCAAAGCAUCACCAACAGACCUGGACAUGGCAUUUCAAAGAGCACGCAUUGGUAUAUCUCCAGAGGAGGUGGUCCCCUCACAGCCUGAAAAGCAGAUUGCAGUGCCAAAGGAUGGAGUCAAGGAGAAGCGGGUGACCGUGAUGGAGCUGCCCUCCAUAGUUCAUCAUUACCCGGCAUGCAUGGAGGGCGACGAUUUUGAUUUCGAUAUGAGUCCGCAUGAGGGCAAAAUUGAGGGCCAUAAUGUCUGUGGCUGGGGAGACCGAGACAAGAUGGACAGCAAGCUGGAAGCAGCCAAGAGAGAUUUGCUAACUCUCGUCAAAUUGCAGGAUCCCUCACUGCUCAAUGGUCGGGUAACCUUGCACAAUGUGAAGGCUGGUGCGAUGGUGGCCCGGCAAGGAGAUCAGGAUGUGAGCAUCCACUUUGUGAUCUCGGGCUCACUUCACGUGUACCAGCGGCUCAUCGGCCGCGAGGAAGAGGUGCUCCUCUUCCUGGCUCACCCGGGAGAGAUCGUAGGACAGCUGGCUGUGCUCACAGGCGAGCCUCUCAUCUUUACCAUCCGUGCUGUCAAGGACUGCACCUUCCUCUGCAUCUCCAAGGGCCACUUCUACGAGAUAAUGAGAAAAGAGCCCAGUGUGGUGUUGAGCGUGGCGCACACGGUGGUUAAACGGAUGUCCGCAUUUGUGCGACAAAUCGACUUUGCGCUCGACUGGGUGGCAGUGGAAGCGGGGAGAGCUGUUUACAGACAAGGAGACAAGUCGGAUAGCACGUACAUUGUGCUCAGUGGACGACUGCGGUCGGUUAUCAGCAACGACAACGGCAAGAAGGAGCUGGCGGGAGAGUAUGGCCGUGGGGAUCUUAUCGGAGUGGUGGAGGCCCUCACGUAUCAACCACGGGCCACCACGGUGCAUGCCGUCCGUGACUCAGAGCUGGCCAAGCUCCCAGAGGGGGCCCUCAAUACAAUAAAACGGCGAUACCCUCAGGUGGUGACACGGCUCAUACAUCUUUUGGGACAGAAGAUUCUGGGAAACCUUCAGCAAGGGAAAGGACCUUUGGGAGGUGGUGGGCUGGGCAUUGCCACAGUGCCAAAUAAUCUGGACAUGGUCGCAAAUCCAGCGAGCAACCUGUCUACUGUGGCCAUCCUACCAGCCUCAGACGACGCCCCCAUCACCACCUUCACGCUGGAGCUCAUGCACGCCCUCUGUGGUGUUGGUCCUCCACUGCUGUUGAAUAGUGACAUCAUCAAGGAGCGGUUAGGGCUGGCUGCCCUUGACAGUCUGCACGAGUACCGACUGUCAAGCUGGCUGGGCCAGCAGGAGGACAUCCACCGCAUCGUCCUGUAUCAGACCGAUAUCACCAUGACUCCGUGGACCCAGCGGUGCCUGCGCCAAGCCGACUGCAUCCUCAUUGUGGGCCUCGGGGACCAGGAGCCAACUGUUGGCAGCCUGGAGCGCAUGCUGGAGAGCACGGCCGUGCGAGCGCUGAAGCAGCUCGUGCUGCUGCACCGUGAGGAUGGGCCCUCCCCAGCACGUACCGUCGAGUGGCUCAACAUGCGCAGCUGGUGCUCGGCGCACUUGCACAUCCGCUGCCCCCGCAGAAUCUUCUCUCGCCGCAGCCUCCCGAAGCUGAGAGAAAUGUACCAGCGGUUGUUUGAGAAGAUCCCUGACAGACACAGUGACUUUUCACGUCUGGCCAGAGUGCUCACUGGAAACACCAUAGCACUGGUGUUGGGUGGUGGAGGUGCCCGGGGCUGCUCCCAGGUGGGGAUCAUUAAAGCCAUGCAGGAGGUGGGCAUCCCCAUUGACAUGGUGGGAGGCACCUCCAUUGGCUCCUUCAUCGGGGCACUUUACGCGGAGGAGAGGAAUGUGGGACGGGUGCGGACUCGUGCCAGAGAAUGGGCCAUGGAAAUGAAGUCGGUGUUCAGAAAAGUGCUGGAUCUUACUUACCCGAUCACCUCCAUGAUGUCAGGACAUGCUUUCAACCAAAGCAUUAGAAAUGUGUUCAAGGACAAGCAGAUCGAGGACCUUUGGAUUCCCUACUUUAAUGUUACAACUGACAUUACUGCCUCUACCAUGAGGGUGCACACCGACGGCAGCGUGUGGCGCUUCGUCCGGGCUAGCUCCUCUUACGCCCCUUAUGUGCCCCCGCUGUGUCACCCUAGGGAUGGACACUUACUUGUGGAUGGCUGCUAUGUUAACAAUGUCCCAGCUGACGUGGCCCGGUCAAUGGGGGCCAAGACUGUCGUAGCCAUUGAUGUGGGCAGCAGAGAUGACACAGACCUCACAAAUUACGGGGACUGCCUGUCAGGCUGGUGGUUGCUCUGGAAGAGAUUCAACCCCUGGGCUGAGAAGGUCAAGGUGCCGGACAUGGCAGAGAUUCAAUCGCGCCUUGCGUACGUGUGCUGCGUGCGGCAACUGGAGGUUGUGAAGAACAGCGACUACUGCGAGUACAUCCGCCCACCAAUCGAUCGCUACAAGACCCUGGACUUCGGAAAGUUUGACGAAAUUUACGAGAUGGGCUACCAGCACGGCAAGACGGUGUUUGAAGCCUGGGAAAGAGGCGAUGUCAUUGAAAACCUGUUGAAAGACGGACAGUCGGAGGACUUCUGCAAGAGCAAGAAGCUUGAUGUGCUGACAUGUCCAAAUGCCUCAUUCACUGAUCUUGCUGAAAUUGUUUCAAGAAUUGAACCAGUUAAGGUCUUGCCCUCCGUGGAAGACGAACGGGAUUAUGAUGCAGGCGAUGAGGGGCUGGAUGAGGAUUACCUCAGUUUCCAAGCAACCCUUACUGCGGAUGAGUCGGACAACCAGACAGACUACGAGGACGAGUGUGCGGACCAGCUGUUGGCUGCAGAGAUUGACGAUUGCCUUGCUGAACACGAGGAUAUGUUUGAAACGGAUGAAGAGCAGCAACUGAGAAAAAGGAAUCCUCAUAAUCUCAGAGGUUUUACUGAAAGUGAUGUUCAAUAGAGAAUUGCACUUAAGUGGAAGUGGUUUAUUUCAGCAAUGCAAGUAAUAUGGAAGUAUCGUGUGAAAUUAACGUAUUGGUGAGAAGUUAAUACGAUCAAGAAAAAAAUUGCCUCACUUCUUUGAUUAAUGAACAUAAUGUUCAGCUACACCUUUUUUUACGUUAAACAAUGUUUUUUUUGUAAUUUGCAUUUACUACUGAUUAGUCCUGUAACAAAUAACACAGGCUGUGUCUCUGAAAGGGUUAAUUAAAAGUACUGUAUAAUUGAAGUAGGCAACUUAUGCCAUUCCAGGGAUUGAAUGUCAGUGUACCUUUUAAGCCAAAUGUGCCUUAAUAUGGGUUGUCCAGAGUGUUCCCAUCAGGCAUUUAUACAAGUGAUAAUUGAAUAUUCUGUAGUAUCUGCUUGUAUUUCUUCUUGAUUGUCUUGACGUACUUUGACGAGUGCACUCUGCAGAACCAAACAUGUCACAUUUGGCUCGUUGGAGAGAAAUUUAGCGUAGCACUUGCGUGCAAAUGAUGCGAUGGGAAUGAUCAUUUGUUUUCUGCCACAAUUUGUCAAAAUCUAAUAAUGGAGAUUACACUGCGCACACACGUAGACAAGCGUGCACUCAUUACAUUUCAAAUCCCAAGUUUAUUAAAACACCAGGGGCAUAUUGAAUAGAGAUGGUGAAAUACUACUGUAGAGUACAGUGUUCAGAAAUGAUCAGGGCUACCCAAUCCGUUCCCAUAAUUUUUUUCGCGUUCAGUCUGUUGUCCUUCCCCCGUACCUCCGAUUAGCACGGUUGGCUUCGUGUGGAACCCAGUGAGUGUAAUUGGGAAAACAAGCACAUGUUUACGCGCUUUUUUGAAGGCACUGUGUGCGGUAAGCCCUAUGUCGGCCCUGACCAGGAGCCAAAUUCAGACGUCGAAAUUCACUUUUCUUUGUGUCCCUGGUGCAGGCUGUUGAUUUCAUGGUUAUACUGCAACAAGCAAUGCAAACAGUAGUGUGUAGUUUAUUGUCAGUAAUGACUGUUAUUUGCUCAUGUACUCACUUGGCUGUAAUAAUUGCUGCUCUUAUGUCUUGUACCAUUUUAUUUGAAAGACUGCACACAUCACACUAUGUACUGCAUUUGUAGCUAAUAUGUUUUUUUUGCAUACGUUUUUCUUUAUAUUGCCAAUGUAUACUAUUUAACUUGUGGUUUUAAAGUGCUGUUUAUAAAAACCAAAGACGUUGUGCCAAUACAGUGGAUAUAUUUUGCCGUCUUAGCAUUGACAUUUUUUUCCUGUUUUGCGAUUUAGAAGUUAUUUAGCUCUAACAUUUUCCUCCUGUACAUUAUGCUGUGAUUGAAGGAAUAUUUGACAUGUAAUUGUUUUAAUUUGCAAGUCUACGUGAUGUAUAAUUUUAAACGUUCACUUUAUAAAGUGGUGAAUUGCUGAA